CGAAGCGCCCGACCCGUUAAUCCGGAUCGAGCGCCGCUGUCGCUGGGGAGCGCGCGAGGGGCAAGCGGGGCAAGCGGCGCGCGGGGCUGGGCCGUGGCCUGGCUGGCGGAGGAGCCAUGGGCAACUGCCACACGGUGGGGCCCAACGAGGCGCUCGUCGUCUCAGGUGGCUGCUCUGGGUCAGACGAGAAGCAGUAUGUCUACGGAGGCUGGGCUUGGGCCUGGUGGUGCAUUUCGGACAUACAGAGACUGUCUUUGGAGGUUAUGACCAUCCUUUGUCGCUGUGAGAAUAUUGAGACGUCGGAGGGGGUCCCACUGUACGUAACAGGGGUCGCACAGGUGAAAAUAAUGACGGAGAAGGAGCUUCUGGCAGUGGCUUGUGAGCAGUUCCUGGGGAAGAACGUGCAAGACAUUAAGAACGUGGUCCUCCAGACGCUGGAAGGGCACCUUCGCUCCAUCUUAGGGACCUUGACUGUUGAGCAAAUCUAUCAGGACAGGGACCAGUUUGCCAAGCUGGUGCGGGAAGUGGCGGCUCCAGAUGUGGGCCGGAUGGGCAUCGAAAUCCUGAGCUUCACUAUCAAGGAUGUCUACGAUAAAGUGAGCUACCUGAGCUCACUUGGGAAGACCCAGACCGCAGUGGUCCAGAGAGAUGCUGAUAUUGGAGUGGCCGAGGCAGAGCGCGACGCCGGCAUCCGGGAGGCAGAGUGCAAGAAGGAAAUGUUAGAUGUGAAGUUCUUGGCAGACACCAAGGUGGCCGAUUCCAAGCGGGCCUUCGAAAUGCAGAAGGCUGCCUUCAGCCAAGAGAUCAACGUAAAGACUGCAGAAGCCCAGUUGGCGUAUGAGCUGCAAGGAGCCAAAGAGCAACAAAAGAUCCGCCAAGAGGAGAUUGAGAUCGAGGUUGUGCAGCGCCGGAAGCAGAUUGACGUGGAGGAGCAAGAGAUCAUCCGCACGGACAAGGAGCUCAUUGCCACUGUCAAGUUGCCAGCGGAAGCCGAGGCACACCGCAUGCAGCAGAUCGCCGAGGGGGAGAAGGUGCAGCAGGUGCUGAUUGCUCGGGCUGAAGGGGAGAAGAUCCGCAAGGUUGGCGAGGCCGAAGCCUUGGUCAUUGAGGCUAUUGGCAAGGCCGAGGCCGAGAAGAUGAAGCUGAAGGCGGAGGCCUACCAGCAGUACGGGGAGGCGGCCAAGAUGGCGCUGGUGCUGGACGCCCUGCCCGCGAUUGCUGCCAAGGUGUCUGCCCCUCUCUCCAAGGUGGAUGAAAUAGUGAUCCUCAGCGGGGAAAACAACAGGGUGACAUCAGAAGUCAACCGACUGCUGGCCGAGAUACCCGCAUCCGUGCACGCCCUCACCGGGGUCGACCUCUCCAAGAUCCCCUUCAUCCAGAAAGCCACCGGAGCCCAGGCCUGAGAGGAGGCCAGCUGGUGAAGAGCACCCUUCUCCAUUUAUGCACUCCCCACCGACUGCCUUGAACACUGGGCGCUCGUCUUCGUCAGUGGAGACGGUGGGGGCUACGCUCGGGUGCCUUAUAUCUUGGGGGGGUCGGGGGGGCACGUGUCCACUGGUCCUGGCAUUUCCAAGAGAGGUUUCUUUUUUUGUAACCCCCGCUCUGUGUCAUGCUAGGCAGCACCCUCCCCCCCCAUCUGUGCUCUUGCAAAGUCUGUGCCUUGACUGACCACUGCGCCACUGUUGGGGCAGGGAUGGACCCCAAGUGGAAGGGGUGGGGCGGAAGCAAGGCCUGCUAUCUGGGCCACCCCCAGUUAAAGAGAUUUCCCCCUUCCACGUUUUUUGUUGUGGAGGGGGCACAAACCUUCCGGAUGCUGUUGGGGUCCCCCCCCUUUCCUUGCCACUUCCCAGGGCAAGGGGAAAAAAACCCAGUGCCACCAGCAGGUUAAGUUUGAGCCAUAUCAGCCUGCGUGAUGUUCUGUGGCCUCUAGGUCUUGGCGCUAUGAAGGGGAGGUGGUAGCCUCGGCUAUGAAGGCCGCCCCUAUUGUAUGGGCUCAAUAGUGGCUUCCAUAGACCAAGACCUUGUCAGGACCUCACACCAAGUGACUGACGGAUUCCCCAGGGCAUGAUCAGGCCAGAAUCAACGCCACGGUCUCUCUUCCUCAAAAUGCCAAUACAUACUCUGCUUGCCAUUGCUAUAUCUCUCUUGCUAUAUAUAAACUGCCUCAUUUAUGAUGGUCCUGUCCUACGUUGUCUGUAGUCAACAGAAGGUACAUUGGGAGAACUCUGAAAACCGCCCUGGAGCCUGUCGCCCUUCCGAUCCCCUGUGCCCAGCCAUAUUCAGCCCAUUAUAUUCAGUGUAGCCUCUUUCGUUGCCCGCCCACCGCAGAAGAGAAGACCCUACGAAGCUGGUAGCUUGCUGGGCCCUUCUCAUUGUACCCAUGCACCAUGGGAGAGGAAGCCAGGGCCCCAUCUUGCACCCAAAGCAGGAGAUUUCCAAAUGGUUCCUCCCCCCCCCCCAGCGCCUGCUCUUUACUCUGCAGUUGUGCUGGCAAGAAGCACUUGAGAAGUGUUGGAACAAGAGCUGCAGGCCACAGCCUGGCCAAGUUGCCGGAGCUGGUGUUGCCUUGAGCCCCCAGGAGUGGAAGGCUGCUGGGCUUCUCCCCCCCUGCUACUCUGGGACAAAGGGGUCAAGACCCUUCUCCCUUUGUAUUAUGCUCAGCACCCCCCCCCCAGUAUAAACAUGGCUCCAUGGCAUGGCAAGGGAGGGGGCAGUAGUAGUUCCCCCCACACACACAGGAUUUCCAACCAUCUCUCCAUGCCACCUCUUCCCCUUCUAAACGUGCUCAUGCAAACACACCUGAUGUUGCUACCUGUGAAACGUGCCUGUUUGCAAUCCCUGCGCAUGCAGAGAGCGGGGGGGGGGGGAGCCUCAGCUGUGCUUUCUUCCUUGGCCUCCUUAUGUAUUGGGAGUCCCCCUUCCCCGCCCUCCAAGGCUGCUGCUUUUGAGCAUGUCCCUCGCUCUCUACCCCACUUAGUACUGUGAAGACAAGAGGAGGGAGGAGCUGGGGUGGGGUGUGCCAAGUCCCAAGCCUUUUAAGCAGUGUGUAAGGACCUGGGUCAGUACUCCCAAGGGUUUGGUGGGUGGGCGGCAGGGGCUUGAUUUAUGAGCCCCAGGCAGCUUGUUCACAGAUGGCCUUUGGCAGAAGGUAGAAGGGGCCACUGUAGGGCCAGAGAAGGUUUUUUUCCCCAUAGGUGUGGAUUGGCGCUCUGGAUCCUCCACAGGUUUUUGGGGGCUGCGCAGGAGAGAGCGUCAAAUCUCUGCGCCUCUAGCCCCCUUUUGCCUUUCUCCCUCACCCCAUGCGUGUGUCACCCGCGCUCCUGCCCCCAACGCCACGCGUUACCCGCAUGGACAUGGUGCAUGACCACCUGUGCCAGGAUUUGCCGGGGACCUCCUGUGUUUAUCCCAAGUGUGAAAUAAUGUACAAUAAAGUUGUGAUCUUGCCAAA
Messenger RNA from Rhineura floridana, 3448 nucleotides. It is a transcript of the gene FLOT2, whose product is annotated as flotillin 2. The transcript is spliced from 11 exons. The record is from RefSeq and is a predicted model, not a curated record. Gene Ontology annotation, cellular component: plasma membrane. Lineage: Eukaryota; Metazoa; Chordata; Lepidosauria; Squamata; Rhineuridae. Bases 117 to 1403 code for a protein of 428 amino acids. Gene Ontology annotation, biological process: regulation of myoblast differentiation; protein localization to plasma membrane.